Molecule: messenger RNA, 2162 nt
Organism: Trichoplusia ni (cabbage looper)
Lineage: Eukaryota; Metazoa; Arthropoda; Insecta; Lepidoptera; Noctuidae
Gene: byn
Product: T-related protein
Exons: 9
Coding region: 311-1717 (468 amino acids)
Biological process (GO): positive regulation of DNA-templated transcription; cell fate specification; mesoderm formation
Cellular component (GO): nucleus
Molecular function (GO): DNA-binding transcription factor activity, RNA polymerase II-specific; RNA polymerase II cis-regulatory region sequence-specific DNA binding
Source: RefSeq, a predicted model, not a curated record
CAUUUUUUUUAUAAAAUACCGCAGCGGUUUUUUUAUAAAAUCUAAAAGCAAAUUACACAAGGGAAGUCGGCGUGAUUGUUGCUUGAAACCUUGGUCUUUCGGCAUUGAAUGGUCAAAGAAAUAAUCGUAUUUUACACACGCAUCGUAAACCUAAGCAAACCAGGAUAAGGCAAAGUUGUAUUUGUCUUGGAUGCUUCUAGGAUUACAGACGAAUGCUUCGAGCCCGGAACGGAACGGAAACUUGAACGGAACCCUAACUAUACUGUAGCUAUGUAGACACAUCUGGGAAGUUAAGAAUUCAAAAUGGAGGAUGGCGGCAUCGCACAUCCUCAGCGCAGUGGAGCCGACGGUCGGCGGCGGUAGCUCGCGGAGCGGCCGGGAGCGAGAGGUGAACGUAGCACUCGACGACAGAGAACUAUGGGUUCGGUUCCAAACGCUCACCAACGAAAUGAUCGUCACGAAGAAUGGACGGCGCAUGUUCCCCGUAGUAAAAGUGACUGCUAGUGGUUUGGACCCGACGGCGAUGUAUACAGUGCUCUUAGAAUUUGUGCAAGUGGACUCCCAUCGUUGGAAAUAUGUUAAUGGAGAAUGGGUUCCCGGCGGUAAGGCGGAAGUUCCACCGUCUAACGCUAUUUACAUACAUCCCGAGAGUCCCAACUUCGGAGCGCAUUGGAUGAAAGAACCAAUAUCUUUUGCUAAAGUGAAACUAACCAAUAAGACCAAUGGAAACGGACAGAUAAUGUUAAAUAGCUUACACAAAUACGAGCCUCGUGUGCAUCUUGUGAAGGUUGGCACCGACCUCCGUCGCAUAAUGACCUACCCGUUCCCGGAAACUCAGUUCAUAGCCGUCACUGCUUACCAAAACGAGGAAGUGACGUCACUGAAGAUCAAAUACAAUCCUUUCGCGAAGGCAUUUUUGGACGCGAAGGAAAGGCCUGAAGGAUAUUAUCAAAGGGACUUCGUGGGGACCCAUUAUCCACAACAAAGUUCUUCGCCACAUCAGUAUCCACAAUUCGGAGGAUGGUUCGUGACAUCGCAGUCUUUGUAUGGAAGCAGUAACGCCGCUUCCCGAAGACCAGCGCCAUAUCCCCCACGGCCACCAUCGAGACCUCGAACCUUAUCGCCACCUUCAUCGUACAGCAACUCGGAGCGUACGACUACAGCGCCGAAUAGCAGUGGCAGCUACACGUGGGUGAGCAGCAGUGGGUACUGGAACUCGAGCCAGGGCGGCGGCUCCCCGCAGGCGAGCACGUCCCCGGCCGCGUACCGCACCCCCCCGCACGCCUACCCCGCGCCGCUCGAGUACGCGCCCGCGCCGCCCGCCACCACUCCCACGCCCUCCUCAGCUCCAGCCCCGCUCUACCCUCUGCAGUACGAAGCCCCCGCGCAACAUCACUCACCCUACUAUCAACAUGCGUAUGCGCCUUACGCUCAUCACGCCAUCGAAGAUAUUUCCUAUUGGCCCAACAGUUUGAACAGCUACGGCUAUCAAACGUCUGAGUAUGUCGGAACAGGCGAAGUCGCUUAUGGUGCAGAAGGAAUGCCAUUUGGACCAACUGGACCUACGCUAGAAGCGGCCACAGCUGGAGAAGGCCGGGGCACUCCUCCUUCACAGGAACACCAGCAAAGUGAAAGGGAAUACAAGUUCAGCGCUGAUGAAGAACGUCAGUCACCGUGUGACGAAACUACGCUACCACCGCGCUCGCCACCACAGUGACAAAUUCGUCUUAGUCUUGUCAUGUCUUGAAAAUAUAAAUUAAGUUUGGAAUUUGAGGCCUUAUAAAAUAUUUUCUUAAUAACGGAGGUAUUGAAAAACUAAAUUUAUUUUUAUAUUAAUUAUGAUGAAUGUAUUUUGUAAACUUUUGCUUCUAAGAGUGGAUUUAAUGUAAAUAAGAAUAUCUAGAAUUAAAAAUCCUAGAAUUACUAACGAUACUUAUCUCUGUCUAAAUACAUACCUACAUUAUACGCUUCGUCCGCUCUAAGUCAACCUAUAAGUCAGAUGUCAUACAAAGUAAUAGUAAUGAGAAUCGCUAUUUUUUUUUAAUGCGUGAUUAUAAAUUGAAUAUAAUAUUUAUUUAUAUAUGAACUAUUUAGUUUUGGCAUUAGAAAAUCGCAUGAAAAUUAUCUUCAAAUUAAAUUAACAGAAUAAAUUCAGGGCCCCA